Molecule: messenger RNA, 1626 nt
Organism: Pyrus x bretschneideri (Chinese white pear)
Lineage: Eukaryota; Viridiplantae; Streptophyta; Magnoliopsida; Rosales; Rosaceae
Exons: 2
Coding region: 1-1626 (541 amino acids)
Source: RefSeq, a predicted model, not a curated record
AUGGCCACUGCUCCCGCUGAAAAUCCCGAUACAACCAUGACCCAAAUCGAAGAAGAAGAAGCCCCUCAACAAGAAAGCCCUCAUUCCGAACCACCACAUUCCCAAUCCACAACCCUAACCCUAGACCCCCCUCAAGACCAAGAUAUCCAACAAAACCCACCUCUCCAAUCGCAGCCAAGCCCUAAAGGCAAAUCCGAUGAAUUUCCCGCCCGAUCUCCUCGUGGCACGACCACCACCACCACCACCACCAUUACCUUCUACCGCCGUGGAACGAAGCGAAAGAAGUUGGGUUCGAAGCGGAAAGCCGCCGCUUCGGGGAACAGCAAGGCCCAGCAGAAGCUUCAGACCCAGAGAGAGAUCCUAAAUCCAAUUCCCUUCGUGCCCGCCAAAAAUCUCGACUUCGAGAAGCACGAGAAGCUCUUGAAGCGGCUCAACCUGUGGGACUUCGUCCACGUCGAGUUUGAUCGGAAUCUUCGGGUUGAUCUUCUCGCUGAGUUAAUUUCCAGUUUCAACCCCACCCAGCGGGGCAGCUACGUCAAUGGGUCAAAGGUUAAGGUCAACCGGGCCGACUUGGCCCGGGCCUUGAAGCUUCCUUCAAAACCGGUGAAGAAGGGUGGUGCUGUGCCAGUAGCGGAUGGUGCUGAGGAGCCUCCUGCAGAGGCUGCUUCGGAGGAGUCCAUAGCUUUUAUCGAAGAAUUGGUAUCGAAUUGGGUGCUUUUGCACGAGGAUACGUGGAUGAUGCCGAGCGAGGUGUUGAAUUGGACUAAGGCAAUCAAAGAGGGGCAUUUUGUGAAGAUGGACUGGGCUGGUUUGAUUUGGUUCAUGGUGGAGAAGGAGUUGGCUCAGGCCCCUAAAUUGGGGGAUUGUUACUAUGCGUCACAUUUGCAGUGUUUGAUAAAAUCACAGCACGCGAGGUUCCUUACGGUGAAGGAACAAGAGACUCCUCAGUUUGAUGUUAAUGCUGUUGAUGUUGAUGCGGUUGAUGUUGAUGCGGUUGAUGUCGAUGCAAAAAUGGAAGAAGAGGAGGAGGAAGAGGAUGGUAGCAGGGAUGUAAAAAUGGGCGGGGAGGAUGAUUUACAUGGACACGGCGGAUUGGAAGAGCACAACAUUGAAUUAUGCCUUGGCCAAGACAAUGUGGAUACAGAUGAUUUUAGGCAAGAGCAAGACAACGAUGUGGAUACAGAUGAUUUUAGGCAAGAGCAAGACAAUGUGGAUAGUAUGGAUGUUAGGCAAGAGCAAGGCAUUCUGGAUAGAGCUGAUAUUAGGCAGGACAAUGUUGAUAGAACUGAUGUUGGGCAAGAAAACCUCGAGAAAUCUGGUGUCGAGAAGGAGCAAGUUGGGGUUGAGGAUGUAAUGGAUUUUGAAGAAUGUAAGGUGGAAGAGCCUGGCCAAUGGUUUUUGGGUGGGCAGGGCAGUGCAAGUGAACCUGUUUUGCAGCGGUGUAAUCUUCGUGGAGUUAAUUUGGAUUGUGGCGAGGAGGGGAAAAAAGAUAUGGAGUUUUUUGAAGGAAUAGAUGAAGAAGGAAAUGAAGAGGAACUAGAAGAGGAGGAGGAGGAGGAGGAGGAGGAGCAGGAGGAGCAGGAGGAGGGAGUUUGCUGGGGAGUUUCUUUCUUCAAGGGACGAUAG